UCGGGCUAUUAUCUCGAGUGGUACAUGAUUCAUGCUGUAGUACUUGUUCUUUUUUUCCCUCUUUACUGAUUUUUCACCACCAUGGGAUAAUUUUGAUUUUCUUGAGACUCAUCGUCGGUUGAAGGUUAAUUGUUCCGUCUUUAAUUCUAAGCUAGGAUAAGCCUCGACGAAGCUCGAGUAGCAUCCGGCCGACGAGAUGGACACCGAGCACGUAUUAAAGAACGACAUCGGGCAAUGCCUAAAACUGAUAGUGUCUGGGGACGACGCGGCGGUUAGCGACGGCUGGCUGAUGCUGCAGAAUCUGCAGGAUCGCGAGUUCAGCCAGCUGACCGAUUGCGAGGAUAUUUUAAGAGACAUCCUUCAGAGUAAGGUAACCAAUGUGUCGGAAGUGCCAAAGAUUAUGGCCUGGAUGUCGGCGCACAUCGUGGAAAAGCGUUUCAACACUCCCCCUAUUUCCAACGAUGUCGCCUUGCUUCUGCGAAACACGGAGCUCGAUGACAUGUCGCACUUGACUAAGCUGCUCAACGUGCUGGCGGAUCACAGAGUGUACUUGCCUAGGUCGGCAAACCACACGAGACUCUGCGAGGCGAUAGUCAUGAGCCUGUCUUCCUUUCAGAUGCCCUUAGAGCCGAAAAAAAUAUCCGAGUUCCAAGAAAACACUGCUAAGAUUCAACACUUUCUCAAUGCGCUAUGUUCGAACACAAAGAACGGCGAGCGCGACAUUCUAAUGUUUACCUGCCUUCAAACCUUGUACAAUAUCAUAUCUGACACAAACAGAAAGCAAGAACCAGGCCCAGGACUCGCUGCCAUAUUGCAACUAGUUGAAGUUUCUGUUAUUCCACAGGCAGUGGACUGGAUUCUGGGUCAGAAGCAUACUGAUUAUCAACUGAUACAAGCCCUGAAAGUUCUGUGCAACUGGCUACCAAAAUGGCGUGAAGAUCGACUCAACGUUUGGAUUAUGGAAUUCAUACGUGGUCUGGAGAAGCAACACAAGUAUUCCACUCUUCUUGAAUUCACAGAGUCUUCGAUUGAUAUGUUAGCGUUAUGUAGAGUGUUACUAUUACCAGUGCUUCGUCCAAAUGUUUCCAAUAUUAUAUUUUACAUCCUAAAGAGGCAGAGUUCAUUGUCAUUUGUUCAGAAUGUAGUUAAAAUCAUACCAGGGUUGAUAAAAGAUCUGAUGAAUGAGAAUACAGAAUCCAGUAAUGAGUGUAUACAGAAUUUGGUUGACAUUAUGAAGGUAUAUAGUAAGAGAUUUUCUACCUGCAUAUCUUGCGGAAACAUAGAAAACUAUUCAUUCCCUGUACUACCGCGCAUGCAAGUUGUCAGAGAAAUCUGUAAUGAGCCAGUAUGGAUAGACGAUACAAAAGAGUUUGAACCAAUUGUUGAACCAGAAAGGCCACUGUCUGGAAAAGUUGGGCUGUCUAAUCUAGGAAAUACUUGCUAUAUGAAUAGUGUACUACAAGCCUUAUUAAUGACCAGACAAUUCUGCCAAGAAGUAUUGAAUUAUCGCGCCUUAAAUGAAUCGGGUAAAACACCCUUGCUAGAGAAACUUCAAAAUUUGUUCGCAUUGCUGUUAUAUUCUCAGAGAAUAUGUUUGGCGCCGACUGAGGUAUUACGGGCAUCAAGGCCAACAUAUUUCUUGCCUGGGCAGCAACAGGACAGUUCAGAAUUUCUCUGUCAUCUUCUGGAUGUCCUGCAUGAGCAAGAAAAAUCCGCUAAUUCAAACUGUGGAGGAAACGAUAGUGUGGCAACUCUUAAAUCUAAAAUUGAAAAGCAAGAAGACGACAUGACAUUGUCGAUGGAACCAACAAAAAGUAUUAUUAAACGUUGGACAACUGAAGAAGACUUAACAGAAGGUUUAGCUUUGCAACGGAAAACACAAUCAUUGGCGGAUUUUACACGAGGUGAAGAGUUAGGACAAAGACUCAGCGAUUCUCAUUCGGAUUCGACUGACAGCGGUAUACAAUCCGUAGGCGGUGAAGAGACAGGCACAUACACAUCCCUUGUACACAAGGUAUUAGGUGGAGAGUGCCAGAUCACUUACCAGUGCGCACAAUGUGACACUAGUUCCCGCAAUACGGACAAAUUUCGCGACUUACAACUGUGUUUUCCCGAAGAGAUACAGGAGAAUCAAGAAGUCUCUGUUCAAGAUCUUAUCAAUUAUUAUCUCACGCCAGAGAAACUUACGGGAGAGAACAAGUAUCGAUGCGAUAAAUGUAUGAAAUUAUGCGACGCACAGAGGAUCAUUACGAUCUUACAAGCACCCGCGCAUCUGAUUCUAACGCUGAAACACUUUCGAUACGACUUCGAUACUAGAUUAAGGACGAAACUUCGGCACAAAGUAGUAUAUAAUGAGACUAUACAAUUGCCUGUAUCGGCGAUCCCGUAUCUUGUUGCUGAAACGUAUCAUUUGUAUGCUGCUGUCGUGCAUUCCGGAUACAGUAUGGAUUACGGACACUACUUUACGUACGCUUGCGAUUCCAAGCAGAAUUGGUACAAAUUUAAUGAUAGCUUGGUAACCCAGACCACAUUCGAGGACUUCAAGAGCAUGAAACCACCCGAUACGCCUUACAUACUGUUCUACGAAAAAUCGGGAGCUCACGACGGGAUCUACGAGGACGACAAGCCCGAGUUGUCGAUUCUAAGUAAACGUAUACAGGAACUAAUAUCGAACGACACUACAGAGUACAUAGAUGAGCUCAGACGUCAAAUGAUAGCAACACAACGUAGUCAGCUUCCAACAAAACCCUUGAGACAGCACAACAAUUCCGACGAUGAUAAUCCGCCACCCAGUAGUUGUCGCGGUGCAAUUGAUGUUCCGGCGAAUCGUUUUCUUUAUUAAACGAGAAAGAAUUUGUUAUACGCACGGCGACAAAUCUCGCAAAAACUCUGUAUUCUAAAUAUUUUAUAUAUAGAUAUAUAGAUUUAAAAAAAUUUCAAUCAUCCUGUAAUCGUAAAAAGUCGCGUUUUAUGGUUCUAUACCAUAUCGUAUCGUUAUAGAAAAUUUCAUUAAGAAUUGAUAUUCGAUUUUACGUCUUGCGUUCAUCAGUGAAUAUCUAUACAUAGAUCAUUGUACAUCGCAUUACUAUAACUCGACGACAGUUACGUUGUCCGGAAAAUCGUUAUGCCAGCUAUACAAAAUAGUGCGAAAUAUAAUAUUAACCAGAACUUGAAUCUGUGCAAAACGGAUAUGUACAUAAAAAUUAUAAACGAAUACAUACAUAUAUGAGUGAUGAUUAUUCGAAUGAGCGAAUACAUUCAUAAUAUGAACUUCAUAUAUAUACGAGAGAUGAAAUUCGUAAGACUAUAAAACAAAUUAAUGUUUUAAUUUAUUAGUCAUUAAUAAUGUAUUAUAAUGUGUUCAGUGUGUUUUUAAACCAGUGUUGCUAGAUUGUUUUACAAAAUUUAUGUAUACUACUAAGGAGAAUUAUAUAUUGGAACAUCUCGAGUUUUA
Messenger RNA from Solenopsis invicta (red fire ant), 3454 nucleotides. RefSeq names its product ubiquitin carboxyl-terminal hydrolase 35. Gene Ontology annotation, biological process: protein deubiquitination. The transcript is spliced from 3 exons. Gene Ontology annotation, cellular component: cytosol; nucleus. Gene Ontology annotation, molecular function: cysteine-type deubiquitinase activity; cysteine-type endopeptidase activity. Lineage: Eukaryota; Metazoa; Arthropoda; Insecta; Hymenoptera; Formicidae. The coding region runs from base 197 to 2842 and encodes 881 amino acids. The record is from RefSeq and is a predicted model, not a curated record.